AUGUCAUGUACUGCUAAUUUUCCAGAUCAUUUGCUUAAUUUGAUCAAAAAGUCGAAAUAUCUUCAUCUAGCUACCUCAUCAACAGAAUGUGUACCAUCAAUUUCUUUAAUGAAUUACAUAUAUGUCCCACAAGAUAAGUUAUUUCGACCUGCUGACAUAUAUGAUUAUAUUAUUUUUGCAACCCCUCAAAAUACAGAAAAAUAUCACAACAUGGAAGCAAACCCUGUGGUCGCUCUGUUAUUUCAUGAUUGGGUGACAGCUAACAACCUAUCCAUUAAAAAGAAAAGUCUCUCCCAAACUAACACACCAGAACCAGGGGCUAGUGGUAUUGUGGAGUCUGCACCUCCUAGCAAAUUGUUAAAUCUUCUACAAGAACUUAACCAAGCUGAACUAAAUGAGAUGAGUGCAACCAUCAUUGGCCAUGCAUAUAUCGUAUCUCAAGAUUCUGAAGAAGAAUCUCAUUACAAAAAGUUAUUGUUGAAGGUAAACCCUGAUGCAUCUGCAUUUAUAUUGGGUGAGGAAACUGUGGUAGUGAAAGUGAAAAUCGAAAGCUGCAAAGUAACUGAUACUUCAAAUAAUACCAAAAUAUACACUUGA
Messenger RNA from Tetrapisispora phaffii CBS 4417, 597 nucleotides. RefSeq names its product pyridoxal 5'-phosphate synthase. Gene Ontology annotation, cellular component: nucleus; cytoplasm. The transcript has a single exon. The record is from RefSeq and is a predicted model, not a curated record. NCBI's taxonomy places the organism in Eukaryota, Fungi, Ascomycota, Saccharomycetes, Saccharomycetales, Saccharomycetaceae. The coding region runs from base 1 to 597 and encodes 198 amino acids.